This is a messenger RNA of Ilyonectria robusta, 2607 nucleotides long. RefSeq lists its product as uncharacterized. The transcript is spliced from 4 exons. NCBI's taxonomy places the organism in Eukaryota, Fungi, Ascomycota, Sordariomycetes, Hypocreales, Nectriaceae. The record is from RefSeq and is a predicted model, not a curated record. The coding region runs from base 1 to 2607 and encodes 868 amino acids.
AUGGAUCUGCCUCCGUCCCAAUCCCAGGCCCAUUCUCAGACUCUCCCUCAUCACCAUCCUUCCUCCGCUCCUCAAAACUCUUACUAUCCCUACUCAUAUCCUCAAUCUCCCUCUCCGGCCUCCUCCACCGCCGCCGCCGACUACCAGCGCACCACCGCCGCCAACACCGCCGCCAACUCCAAUUCCAACUCGCGCCCACGGUACGACGACGACUCGGCGAACAACAGCUACAACCACUCUCUGGCCGUGCCGCAGCCGCAACAUCCGCAACCCGUCGGACGCUUCACCGAGGAAUGGGGCGCCUCCCAGCGCGGCUCCUCCAUUGUUGACGGCCACCACGUCUCCGGCUCCAACAUGCAGCGCGCCGCCUCGGUCCACAGCUUCAAUGCGGGCGACGACCAGCAGUUGCCCGUCCGCAACAACACUCUUAAGAAGAAGAACUCGCUGCGACGCAAUGGCAGUCUAAAGCGCAGCAGCAGCCGUCGUAGCAUGAGGGCUGGCAGCGUCAAGAGUCUUGCCUUGCAGUCCACUUCCGACCCCGACGAGGCCCACAGCGCCUUCCACUGUCCCAUACCAACUACAGGCAACCCGACUGACGUCCUCUCCAACCGAUUCCAGUCUUGGAGAAAGGUCCUCAAGGAUCUCAUCGCAUACUUCAGAGAGAUUCAGUCGCACUACGAAAAUCGCUCCAAAUCUCUCCUCAAGCUCGCCAACGUCUCCAACAACAUAUCUGCCCCGCCCGGCUUCCUCACUACUGCCGGCAUCGAUGAUGCGCUGCAGUUCCUCCGCACCUACAACAAAAAUGCCAUCGUCGAAGCCAACAAGGCCAAGGAGAUCGAGGAGGACGUCAUCCUUGCUCUCACUGGCCUGAGGAGCGACUUACAGCAAAAGAUCAAGGAGAUCAAAAAUCUGUCAGGCGAUUUUAAGAACUCGGUCGAGAAGGAAAUGGAGAACACCCGCAAGACAGUGCGGAACCUCAGCGACGUCUUAGGCAAGAAUGAGCUCGAUGAAUCCUUGACGACCGGCAAGCAAGAUCCCUACAUCCUUCGAUUAGCCGUCGAUCGCCAGGUUGAGCGCCAAAUUGACGAGGAGAACUAUCUUCACCAGGCGUAUCUCAACCUGGAAAACUCGGGUCGAGAGCUAGAAUCAAUCGUGGUUGGGGAAAUCCAGAAGGCAUACAAUGCCUAUGCUGGAGUCCUCAAGCGCGAAGCCGACAAUGCUUACAACGUCAUUGGAGAGCUUCGGGAGGGACCAAUCUCAAUGCCAAAGGACCAAGAAUGGAUUCACUUUGUGACCCACGACAACCAAUUCGUCGACCCCAGCAUCCCUCUCAGGGCUGCCGAUCAGAUUCAUUACCCCGGUCAGGACCACGAGGCUGCCCAGGAAAUCCGGGCCGGAUUACUAGAGCGCAAGAGCAAGUACCUCAAGAGUUACACGGCCGGCUGGUAUGUUCUUUCUGCAACUCAUCUUCACGAAUUUAAAUCAGCGGACAAGGCGCAAGCGCCAGUCAUGUCCCUCUAUUUGCCAGAACAAAAGCUAGGAUCCCACUCCAGUGAAGGAGGCUCGUCGAACAAGUUCAUUCUCAAGGGCCGACAGACCGGCACCAUGCAUCGCGGGCACACCUGGGUAUUCCGUGCCGAAAGCCACGACACAAUGAUGGCCUGGUACGAUGACAUCAAAGCUCUCACCGAGAAGACCCCAGAGGAACGCAGCCAGUUCGUACGCAGCCAUUCGCGAAGCAUGAGCCGGUCAUCGCGACGAUCAGUUAGUAGCGACGGACUACUCGACGAGGACGACGAAGAACCCUUCUCGGCCGAAACCCAGAUUUAUGCCAACCCGGGAGCGCGACAGCACGACACGACACCCCGGCGGUCUCAAGCAGGUGGGCGGUUCCCAUCUGAUAUCCAAGUCAAUGCGCAACGUGGCUUACAGGCCUCUCAUUCGCCUUCUAGUGUAAGCUCCAAUUUCCAGGACCACCAGAUGGACCCAAUGGCACCAUCUGUCACCGGUGCUCUGCUUGUACCGGCCACUGGAGGCAGCCGACAGGACCAGGACAACAACAAUCUGGGCUACGGUGCUACCGACAGAACACCCAUGGAUGAGGUCCCUUCCCACGCCGCCAUCGCCAACCAGAAGGCGCACUAUGAUGGUGUCAACCCGUAUACGAGCGAACCGAUUCAGCAGCGGGAGUCUGUGCAGCAACAUCAGAACGGAGACUACUUCGUACCUGUUGUCAUGGCUCAGAAUCAAGGGUCUAGCACAGAGUUUGCCAACACGCAGGACAAUCGAGACUUAAAUCAAUACGAGGAGUUGGUUGCGGCCGAACAGUUCAACAGCGAGCGUGAACAGCGCCAGACCAACGGUGCUAUGGGGGGAAAGACUGUGAACGUGAUGGCAGUCAAUGGUGAAGGGUUCCCCAAUCUGGGGGGCCCUGUUGUGAAGGAUGAGGCUGUAUCUGUUUCUGAGCGCGAGUCCUUGAUGGACGAUACCGACGACGAUGACUCCACGCCAAUCCGACCAACGGCUCAAACAGCCAGAAAGGAGAGCGUUCAGACCAUCUCUAACCUACAUAUCCCAGGCGGAUACCCCAAGAGCACUCCAGUUUGA